GAUGAUGACGAUGCGGAUGCGAGCGGUUGUGGUCGCGGCAGUGGCGGCGAUGCUGCUGCUUGUCGUGGGAUGCUGUGAUGUGUGCGCUGGUGAUGAGUCGCAGCUGUACCCAUCAGCAAGUGCUGUCAUGGACCUCAACUCCAUUUCACAGCUCAACAGCCUCAGACACGCAAAGAAGCUGACCAUCAUCGAGAUCUACCGCGUGGAUUGCGGGUAUUGUCAAGCUUUUGCUCCAGAGUAUGAAAAGGUUGCGGAGAAGCUGCGACGCAUGGUGAACGUGAUGGCCGUGGACGUGCACCGCAACAUGGAAGUGGUGCGGGAGAUGGAAAGCCGGUACAACUUCAAGCUGGAGGGCGUGCCGCACAUCUUCUUCCUCAAACCGCAGGCCAACGGCAAACCGCCAAAGCGCAUUGUCUACGACUCUGACCGGAAAGCCAGCACCCUCUCCAAGAUUGCUGUCGGCCAUAUGCCAGACUACAGCCGGUAUGUGACCGACAUGUCGCUGCACAAGAUCAUGCGCGAGGACGACCUCCCUGUUGCCGUUCUGGUCACGUCCAAGAAGACAACACCGCCCAUCUGGAAGGCGCUCUCGGCCAAGUACAAAGGCCGCAUGAAGCUUGGUGUCACAAACCCAAAGCACAAGGGCGUAACCGACGCCACCGGCGUGGAAAAUGCACCCGGCAUUGCAGUCCUCCGCAGCAACAAGGUGGACAUCCACCCCACACACGGCGAGGCGCUCGUGUACGAAGGGCCAAUGACGUUCAUGGCCAUCGACUUCUUCCUCAUGGACCACGCCCUCCCGCCCAAGGCAAAGAAGGCGGCGAAGCAGGGCGACGAGGCAGCGCAGCAGCAGUCAAACGCCAGCAGUGGCAGCAGCAAUGGCAGUGGUGGUGAUGGUGGUGAUGGUGGUGGAAGGCCUGCAAGUGGCAGCAAAAAGAAGGAGGCCGCUACCAUCCCUGACAACCUUGAAUCGCUUCGCGUGUCUGAUCUCCGCAAGCUGCUGCAGCAGUUUCACGACCCGUGCAACGGAUGCAUUGAGAAGCAACACAUGAUUGACCGCCUCGAAGUCCACAAGCAGAAACAGCAGAAGAAGGAGCAGGUCAAACAGGCUGCAGACGACGCACGUGCGCACGCAAAGCACUCCAUCUGCGCCGAGCAAGUGCGAGCUCUGCGGGAGGAGAAUGCUGUGCUGCGCCGCCACCUUGAAACGCUCCUCAACUCCAUGCCCAUCGAUGGCUGCCCGGAGCCAAAGCCAACGACGACGAUCUUGGAGGAGACGCGCGAUUACAUCAUCGAGGAGGUGCCGGACGAAGAUGAUGGGCAGCAGCCAUCGCACACCCACGGCAUGGUUGGCGACCAAGGCGGUGACGACGACGAUGAUGGUGAUGAUGAUGAUGAUGAUGGUGAUGGUGAACACGAACCUGCAGCCCCAUCUCCCGCACGAGACUCUGAGGACCUGUGAUACUGUCACGUGUGCGUGUGUGCGUGUGUGUGUGUGUGAAUGUGAAUGUGAAUGUGUGUGUGAGUGUGAAUGUGAAUGUGUGUGUGUGUGAUUGUGGCAGUGCUGUUACGGCUGUGUUGCACUCGUCGACAUCACGACUGGCAGCCGGUGCUGGGACGCUGUUCUUCACGAUUAAACAACACGUAGUUUGG
Salpingoeca rosetta is the source of this 1653-nucleotide messenger RNA. RefSeq lists its product as uncharacterized. The annotation marks the transcript as partial. Gene Ontology annotation, cellular component: endoplasmic reticulum lumen. Gene Ontology annotation, molecular function: protein disulfide isomerase activity; protein-disulfide reductase activity. Lineage: Eukaryota; Choanoflagellata; Craspedida; Salpingoecidae. The transcript is spliced from 9 exons. Gene Ontology annotation, biological process: response to endoplasmic reticulum stress. The record is from RefSeq and is a predicted model, not a curated record.